Elgaria multicarinata webbii is the source of this 2436-nucleotide messenger RNA. It is a transcript of the gene PLOD1, whose product is annotated as procollagen-lysine,2-oxoglutarate 5-dioxygenase 1. The record is from RefSeq and is a predicted model, not a curated record. The transcript has 19 exons. Gene Ontology annotation, molecular function: iron ion binding; procollagen-lysine 5-dioxygenase activity; L-ascorbic acid binding. The coding region runs from base 88 to 2274 and encodes 728 amino acids. Gene Ontology annotation, cellular component: endoplasmic reticulum. Lineage: Eukaryota; Metazoa; Chordata; Lepidosauria; Squamata; Anguidae. Gene Ontology annotation, biological process: peptidyl-lysine hydroxylation.
CAGCUGCCUCUGGGUCACUCCACGAAAAGCUGCUUUUUCCAACUAAGGAAGCAGAGGGUCUCCUACAGCAGGAAGCCCGUUCUCACCAUGUCCUUCUCCUUUCAGCUGCUGCUGCUGCUAUUCCUAGGGACCCAGAGGACCCACUGUGCCAAACAGCAGGACGAUAAUUUAUUAGUUCUUACCGUGGCCACCAAGGAGACGGAAGGAUUCAGACGUUUCCAAAGAUCAGCUGCAUUCUUCAACUACGACCUCAAGGUCCUGGGAUCCGGCGAAGAAUGGCAUGGCGGAGAUAACGAGAAGACGGCAGGAGGCGGGCAGAAGAUCCGUCUCUUGAAAUCAGCUUUGGAAGAAUAUGCAGACAAGGAAGAUUUGGUCAUCCUUUUCACAGAGAGCUACGAUGUCAUCUUUGCGUCUGGGCCUGCGGAACUCCUGAAAAAAUUCAGACAAGCCAAGUCUAAAGUCGUCUUCUCGUCGGAGACGCUCAUCUACCCGGACCGAAGGCUUGAAACCAAGUACCCCCAGGUCCGAGAAGGGAAACGGUUUCUUGGAUCCGGAGGGUUCAUAGGUUACGCUUCUCAUCUGAACAAGCUUGUGGCAGAUUGGCAGGGCCUUGACAGCGAUAGUGACCAGCUGUUUUAUACUCAAGUCUUCCUGGAUCUCGCAAAGCGGGAGAGCAUCAAUAUAACUUUGGAUCACAGGUGUCGGAUCUUCCAAAACCUGAACGGCGCUCUAGAUGAAGUCGUUCUGAAAUUCGAAAACCAGCGAGUGAGGGCGCGCAACUUGGCCUUUGACACCCUUCCGGUUCUGAUCCAUGGCAACGGCCCCACCAAGCUGCAGCUCAACUACCUGGGGAACUACGUCCCUCAGACCUGGACCUUUGAGACGGGCUGCACUGUUUGUGACGAAGGCUUGAAGAGUCUGGAGGACCUGAAAGAGGACGCGCUGCCGGUGGUUCUGAUCGGGGUCUUCAUUGAGCAGCCCACCCCGUUCCUGUCCCAGUUCUUCCAGAGGCUUCUGAAGCUCCGCUACCCGAAGAAACGGACCCAGCUCUUUAUACACAGCCGCGAGAACCAUCACGACUCCCGCGUGGUUGCCUUUGUGAAUGAACACGAGCAAGAAUAUCGCUCCGUCAAAGUGAUCGGGCCGGGAGAUCGCUUGGAGAACGCCGACGCUCGGAACAUGGGCGCGGAUCUAUGCCGGCAAGACCCCAAAUGCGAAUAUUACUUCAGCCUGGACGCCGAAGUGGCGCUGAAAAACCCGGACACAUUGCGGAUCCUGAUUGAACGGAACAAGUUUGUCAUCGCUCCGCUCGUAAGCCGCCUUGGGAAGCUGUGGUCGAAUUUCUGGGGCGCCUUGAGUGCCGAGGGCUACUAUGCCCGCUCAGAGGACUACGUGGACAUCGUCCAGGGGCGGAGGACAGGCCUCUGGAAUGUCCCGUACAUCUCUAGCGUCUAUCUAAUCAAAGGCAAUGUCCUGAGAUCUCACCUUACCCAGACGGACCUUUUCCACAGCGGCAAACUGGAUGCAGACAUGGCCUUCUGCGAUAACAUCCGGAAACAGAGCAUUUUCCUGUUCGUGACAAAUCAACAGCAGUUUGGACACAUCCUCUCUGUGGAGAACUACCAGACGAGUCACCUGCACAACGAUCUUUGGCAGAUCUUCAACAACCCGGAGGACUGGAAGGAGAAAUACAUCCACGAAAACUACACCGCAGCCUUAAAAGGCAAAUUGGUAGAAACGCCCUGCCCGGAUGUUUACUGGUUUCCCAUAUUUACUGAAACGGCUUGCGACGAACUGGUAGAAGAGAUGGAGAAUUUCGGCCAGUGGUCCGGGGGAGACAACACAGACGCCAGGAUCCUAGGGGGUUAUGAGAACGUCCCGACGAUUGAUAUCCACAUGAACCAAAUCCACUUUGAGCGUGAGUGGUACAAAUUUCUCCUGGACUACAUCGCGCCCAUCACAGAGAAGCUGUACCCCGGAUACUACACCAAGACCCAGUUCGAGCUGGCCUUUGUCGUCCGGUACAAGCCUGACGAGCAGCCGUCGCUGAUGCCACACCACGACGCCUCCACGUUCACCAUCAACAUCGCCCUGAACCACGUUGGGAUCGAUUAUGAAGGCGGAGGCUGCCGAUUCCUGCGCUACAACUGCUCCAUCAGGGCGCCCCGGAAAGGCUGGACUCUGAUGCACCCGGGCCGCCUGACGCAUUACCACGAGGGCCUCCCCACCACCAAGGGGACCCGUUACAUUGCGGUGUCUUUUCUGGAUCCUUAGAGCGGCCUUUUCCGAAAGGAGGAAGAGAAAGAGAGAGCGAGGAGGGGGAAAUGUUUUCCUGCCAGCUUCUCUCCUCAAUAAGAAAACACCGGGAAUGGGAAUCCUUAAAUUCCCAAAUGGAUUAAAUUAGACUACCGACUUGUUGAAUCCUUCAAUCACAUG